CUUCUCGAUCAUCGCCUCUGCCGUUAGACAAUUGCACUCUCCCUUCCUCAAGAAUUCAUCACUUCUUUUACGACAGAAGCCCACUUUGCAAGUAUCCUCCGCCAUCGAUCGACAUCGCCGUCAUCGGACACAUUCCAACUUCGAUUGGAGCUCAUAUAAACUCACAGUAUCUAUAUACCUUACCUAUUCAUACCAUCAUUCACAAAAAUGCCUAACGGGAUGACACCCGAGGAAGAACGGCGCCGGCAGGAGCAGGAGCGCCGUUAUCAGAAGGCCGAGGAGAAGGCUCGGGCCGCUUGGCAGCGUGGCCUUGAAAACGAGCGAGAGGCUGCUGAGGCUCUCAAGGAAGAAAAGAAGACCCACGCGGGGAAGCGCAGGGUAUCGUUUGAUUCUUCGCGGAAUCAGACACACCUUCUGUACAGCCUUCCCCCCACAAUUGACUCUACGCCUGCCGAAUCCAUCGAUGUUGGCGAGCUCUCCCAUGAGCUCCUGCAAGAGAGUAUGACCGAAGGAUACGAGCUAAUAAUCAAGGAAAUCGCCUCCUUGCGUGCCGAGAUUGCCGAGGAGGAGGCUGUUGCUCGAAAAAGGCAGGAGCACGAAGCGGCGCGGAUAAAGUACGAGGCGGCCUGGAAGGAGCAGGAGCGCCAUCGCCAGAAGGCCGAAGAGAAGGCUCUCAAAGCCAAAGAGGCUGAGGAGAGUGUUCUUGCUCGUAUACAUCGGGAGGGUGAAGCGGCGCGCAAGAAAUAUCAUGAAGCUCUGAAGCGUGGCCUCGAGAACGAGCGCCAAUCCAUAAGCCAGCCUCAUUAUCGGAAGCCGGCGCAGGGUUCAUAUCCCCCCAAACCCUCUGGUCAACAGAACCAACCGGCCAACCAGUAUCCUCCUAGCGGCCAAUAUCACACCAAACAGGAUCAGCAUGGGCAUCCGAUCCCUCACCAGAGACCGCCAGCUUCUUCAGUACCGAUUGGUCUUUCAGGCCUGCCUAGUACCGAGUCUCUGUGUUCCGGAUCCUCGGUUUCUGUAGUACCAGUCGGCCUUUCCGGCCUGCCUGCUAUGUCUCUGUAUUCUGACGGGGAUCCCGAAGUCACUAGAUAUAAAGACGAGGGCCGAGGCCGCUCUGGCUACGCAGAUGCCUAUGUUUCGAAGCAGGAAGAACGCUCACACCAGGGUCAUUGCCCUUCAGCUCCCCUGUCACACUGGUCUACGCCGCCAGUACCCGCUUGGAAGGCUCCUACACCCCCACCGCAGGUAACGAAGCAUACCUUGGUCAUGCCGACACAGCGUUCCUAUCACGCUGCAGUAGAGACCCCCAAGGAGGAGUGGCCAAUACCACCGACGCCCGCUUCCUGCAAGAUUGAGCAUCAGGUUCCCAAUCGUGUAGAGAGUGAAAAGGAGAAGCUGGAACGAGAACUUAGGGAAGCGAAGGCAGCGCAUGACAGGCUUUGCGUGGAGCUAGAGAAAAGAAGGCGGGGCACUGGCGCAAGCAGCGUGGCGUCAUGGCAGACAGGAUGCAAGUCCGUCUGGGAGGACCCGACGAAGGUUACUCUUAAAGAUACUGCCAAUGACAGUUCCAAGGACAUUUCCAAGAAUGGCCGGAAUAUUGCCAUCCAGACUGAGAAAAAUACUCCCAUGGAAGCCCGAAAGGAAAUUAGCAAGGAAACCUGCCAUGGUGCUCCUGAAGGCCGUCGAGGCUCGAGUUUCGACCGCAAUGGCCGAAGUCUUAGCCGCGGGAGCGCCCGUACCAACUACUACGAGGCAGCAGAGUAUAUUAGCUCAAGUGAUGAUGACCAGGCGCCGAAGUUCUCCAAGGCGCAUGCCCGUGCCAAAUCGCUCAAGCUCAAGCUGUCAGUGGGGACGAACCCUCCCUACGUGCCGCCGACCCCUUAUUGGCACCCGUCCCCUCCUCCCUCGCUUCCUCCCACGCCCCCAAAGCGCCCGAGUGCUCCCGGCCCUGCUGUUACUGAACCGUCGACAUCGGCCUUCGAGUACCAGGAAAAGUACGACUACUACGAAGACAUCAAGACUCCGUAUCCCCCCGGGAGCUGGUGGGGAGACGAACGGGAACGUUACCGCCUCGUCCAGUGAGGAGGGAUAAGGGCAAGAGGAAGGCUUACUUUUAGAAGCUGGUGGUUGAAAUCUGUGAAGCGAGGAUGGCAUCAGAUGGCUACUACGGUUUGACAGGACCAGAGAGUAUGACUUUGCAGGAUGAUGGAUCGAACGUGGAGUAUUGGUGCAAACGAAUAGGUAUGCAACGAUAUUUCUCAGAUUUUAAGGGAUUCAGAAUGGUUUUUCUUCUAGUUU
This is a messenger RNA of Neurospora tetraspora, 2298 nucleotides long. RefSeq lists its product as uncharacterized. NCBI's taxonomy places the organism in Eukaryota, Fungi, Ascomycota, Sordariomycetes, Sordariales, Sordariaceae. The record is from RefSeq and is a predicted model, not a curated record. The transcript is spliced from 2 exons. Bases 208 to 2082 code for a protein of 624 amino acids.